Amblyraja radiata (thorny skate) is the source of this 3475-nucleotide messenger RNA. Its product is annotated as aminopeptidase Q-like. Gene Ontology annotation, molecular function: zinc ion binding; peptide binding; metalloaminopeptidase activity. The record is from RefSeq and is a predicted model, not a curated record. The transcript has 20 exons. Gene Ontology annotation, biological process: proteolysis; peptide catabolic process. Bases 279 to 3104 code for a protein of 941 amino acids. Lineage: Eukaryota; Metazoa; Chordata; Chondrichthyes; Rajiformes; Rajidae. Gene Ontology annotation, cellular component: membrane; cytoplasm.
UCUCUUCUGACACGGACGUCAGGCUCCAAUUCAAAGUGACCAGAGGCACUCCCAGGUCCCGGGAAACGCUACGCUUUGUGCUGCCAUUGGUAAAGUGAGAUCUUACUAGGCGUAACCCACCAAAACUUCGGAUUGGUAGUCAGAUGAAUAUUGCCCCGAGUGGUUUCAGAUUUCAUUCCUCAGCCUCAUCACGGAAAUGUGACAACUCAACAAAAUGUAAGGAAAGUUAAUUCCCAGCCGAGCUGGAGAAUUCCCAUCGAAAGGAACCGGCACCAAAAAUGAGACCAACAUCCACCUCUGGGUUCUACCUCAGCAGGAAGACAGUGGUGCUAUGUAGCUUCCUCGUCCUAGUUUUACUGGUGGUUUGCACGGUUUUGGCCAUUUUCUAUGGCAAGCUAAUUGCUGAGAAUACGGGCAUCUCCUCGCCGACCUGGGAGCCUCCCAGCACCGACUGGGAGACGGCGGCCCCGGGUCGCCAGGGUCCCUGGAACAACUCCCGCUUACCAAACAGUCUUAUCGCCAGGAACUACCAGCUGGAGCUGUGGCCGCGCUCGCUCUCCGGGCUGGAGCGACCCAGCCACUUCUUCGGCCAAGUUAACGUGACGGUGACUUGCAUCAAGGAGACCGAGGUCAUCCUGUUGCACAGCCAUGAGCUCCGCUACACUGGGGUGGCCAUCGCCGCCCUGCUCCCUCCGGCCAUCCGCUGCACUUGGUUUGCAGUUGAGAACGAUUAUCUGGUGAUUGAACUGAACGAGAAGCUGAUAACAGGGAUGGACUACAUCAUUCAGGCCAACUACAGCGGGAAGCUGGAUGAGUUGUUAACGGGACUUUUCAUCACCAACUACACGGAGUGGGGUGUCAACAAAACCAUCAUUGCAUCACAGAUGGAACCGGUAUCUGCUCGAUCAGUUUUCCCAUGCUUUGAUGAACCUGCUAUGAAGGCAACAUUUGACAUCAGACUAGUGCACCGUCCCCAGUUUGUGGCACUCUCUAACAUGCCAGCAAUCUAUUUUUCUGAAAGACUGGAAAAGAAUGGUAUAUGGAAAGUUACAACAUUUAACACAUCCGUGAAGAUGUCCACCUAUUUAGUUGCUUUCGUUAUUAGUGACUAUGGUUGCGUUAACACAACUUCUAAUGGCGUAGAGAUUCGCGUUUGGGCAGAUAAUCAAGCCAUAUCAAAAGGUGAAGCUCAAUAUGCAAUAAAUGCAUUGGGCCCAAUUCUCUCAUUCUUUGAGGAAUAUUUUAACGUGAGUUAUCCAUUAUCCAAACUAGAUGUUGUAGCACUACCUCAGUUUGAAUCGGGUGCAAUGGAAAAUUGGGGCCUGCUGACUUUCAGAAAGGAUGCGCUGCUUCAUCACCCGAAUGGAUCGAUUGAAGAUCUGCAUGGAAUAUCGAAUAUUAUUGCACAUGAGCUGGCACACCAGUGGUUCGGAAACCUGGUUACUAUGUACUGGUGGAAUGAUCUGUGGCUCAAUGAAGGACUUGCAAGAUACUUUGAAUUCAUGGGUGCUUCUGUUGUGUUCCCAUCAGCAGCAAACAACAUAAUAUUAACUGAAGAUUUUCCUAACUCGCACCCUGUGGCUGAGAAGGAAGAGUGUGUAAGAACACCAGAGGAAAUUGACCUAAUGUUCAGCGGCGUUACUUACAACAAGGGUGCGAAUGUUAUCGCCAUAGCUUCCCAUAUUAUGACAAAGGAGCUACUUGCAAAAGGACUCCGGUCAUACCUCAAGACAUUUUCUUAUUCAAAUACUGUGACCGAUGAUAUGUGGAAUCAUUUGCAGAUGGCUAUUGAUAGUCAAGAUACAAUUAAACUACCAGCAUCAGUAAAAUCCAUCCUGGACACAUGGGCAAAGCAGGAAGGACUUCCCUUAAUAACAGUUAACACAACAAGUGGCAUCAUAACACAGGAGGAUAUAGUUAACAACGAAAUGGAAAUCAUCGUGUCAAAUAACUCAUGGUUUAUUCCAGUUUACUGGACGAAGAAUGGGUCUAAACAACCAGUUAUUUGGCUUGAGGAAAAAUAUAAAACAAUUCCUGAAGUGAAAUGUACUACUGAUGAAGAAUGGGUCCUGCUAAAUAUCAAUAUAUCUGCCUACUAUAGAGUUAACUAUGAUGAUUCCAAUUGGCAUCGGCUCAGUCUACAAUUAAAUAAUGACCCAUCUGUAAUUCCAGUUAUUAACAGAGCACAGAUGAUCAGUGAUGCAUUUCAUCUUGCACAGGCUGGAUAUGUUGACAUUGAAACUGCAUUGGAGAUGACUGUGUAUCUUGCAAAGGAAAAGGAAGAACUAGUAUGGCACAGCAGCAUUGGUCAUUUAAAACAAAUUGAAUUUAUGUUAAAGGCAACCUCAUCAUAUGAGCUUUAUAAGAAAUUCCUCUUUGACCGAGUUGUUCCAUUGUAUCAUUAUCAGAUGAAAUUAAUCAAUCAUGAUUUCAAUAAUAUUAAUAAUGCUGAAUAUAUAUCAAUGUUUGUUUCAACUAUUGAAAUAGUGUGCCGACUUAACCUAAAGGAUUAUCUGGAUCGAGCAACAAGCCUCUUUUUGCAGUUUAUGAGUAAUCCAGCUGUUAAUACAAUUCCACAUCGUCUCAGAGAAGUCAUCUACUGUGGGGCUAUUAAAGCCGGCACCAUCAUAGAAUGGGAUUUUGCAUUUUCAAUUUAUCAGAUGCAUACGUCCAUAUCAGAUGAUCAAGAUCUACUGAGCGCUAUGGCUUGUACCACAGAUCCAUGGAUGCUAACCAGGUAUUUACACUAUGCUAUGGACGAGUCAAAGAUCCCUGAGGAUUAUUCUAGGAGAGUUUUUGAACAUGUUGUUCGCUAUCCCAAUGGUUGGCUUUUAGCGUGGAACUUCAUACGAGCAAACUGGAAAAUGUUUCAACCUCCCAAAACAGAAUAUAUUGAAUUGGAAAAUUUUAUCUGGACACUAUUUGAUGGAGUUACAUCUAAUCUUCAAAUCAAAGAGCUUGAGCUAUUUCUGAACAACACCGCUAAAGGUCAUGAAUGGUCAACAUUACUUCGAGAAAUCAAUGAGGCCUUCCAACAGAAAUUGAAAUGGAAGGAGAAAAAUAAUUCUAAAAUUUACAACUGGUUGACUAAAAAUAUAGGUUAAAGCCGGUUAAAGGAAAAUGUUUUUAAAAAGUGCUCAAAAAUUGAAUACCCAUCUUUUUUUUCACAAUUCAUUCUUACCUGCUUAGCUUACCCUCACAUCUUGGGUUUAAAGGCUAUGCCUUGACUUUCUUCCCACAAAUAAAUGUAUUGAAUCUUUCUAUAUUCCUGGGUAUUUAAUCAUCACCCUAAUUAAUUAUAUAUCAGGCUUUAAUAUUAUUAAUUCCAUUCACAUAAUAGGACAUUUCUCUCAUUGCCACAUUUUCAAAGAAAGUCUGCCCAAUUUCUCAAACUCUUUUAAUCUGAGCAUGGUUUUUUCAUUUUUAUUCAACUGUUAACUUUGUAAAAGAUAUAUAUUCUUUGUACAGUUGUGGG